AGUGUAGCCAACCUAGGUUACCUCUCUCUCCACGGGGCAACAAGUUUCAGACAAAAUGUCAACACACUUUUGUUUUAAAAAAGAACACCAGGGAAUGUCACAAAUGUGAAAUUAAGCUGGACAUAGCACAGGUUUCGCCUGUUCAAGAAGCUGAAACUGUCUUUAAAUGUACCUUAAUUUAACAAUUCAAUCCAACUUGCUUGUAUAAUAUUUGUUAUUGUUCUACAUAACCUAUGGAAAGUGACAGGAGCCGUCAAAAUGAACCAUUCAAACCACAACUCUUGGUGAAAUAAUGUUAUCCUUGCCUACUGAAGUCCACUUUUGGACUCUCCGUGAAGACAUUACCAUAUCUAAUUCAAAUUUUGGUGCUUUUAGGUACUAUGACAAAAAGAGUAAUGAUGACUCCGUACCAUUUGAGGGCAAGAAGUCAUAUGCUGAGAAGAGAGGACAUGUUUGGGCUCCUCAAAAUAAAAGACCGGUUCGGCUCAAAGAAAAUCUCAAGGAACUUGAGGAGCAUAUGUCUCAACAACGAAUCGUUCUGUGUCAGUGGCGUGAUUGUAGUCUCCUACAAUUAAUGUUCAGUUCAGGCCUGUUUGUUAAUGUCAAUGUGAAUAUUUUCACUGGUGAUCCUAUUUCAAUAACAUUUGAUAAAUUUCUUGUGGGAAAGUUGCUCUCUGACUAUGUUGCUGAUGUUGUUUUGACAAAAUCACACUUAAUUUGUUCAUACAAUGAUAGUCAACUGACUGUGGUUUAUUUUUCGAAACCUACACUAAAACGCAGCUCUCCAAAGUCAUUUAGUCGUCUGGAUCCACGAAUACACUCUGUUGAUCUGGCUGGUCCCACCGGCCGCAGGCUGGAGAGGAAACUUGCUUGCAAUGUCAGCGGAGAUAUGGUGGUUGUAUGGUGGUAUAGUUCUCAUGACGAGGUAUACCCAUGGAGUCCUGUUGUCAAAGACCAAGAUAGAGCUAAUGUGCUUGUGUAUGGUGUCAGUGGACUAAAGGCAGACCUUUUAUGCCACCAUCGUUCAGAGUUUGAUUUACUUUCUGUAUCAUUCAGCCAAAUUCACUCAAAUGUUGUUCGAUCUGUGGAGCAGAAAGUAUCAAGAAAUGGUGAUGUGACUGUCGAGAGUAGCUCGUAUCAAGUUUCACGUGGCAGCAUGCAAAGAACAUCUGCUGCAUCAAUAUCUCUCCCUACUCACGUGUGCUGCCACAGCUUUAGCCCUCUGCAAGAUAAACUCUUGCUGGGUUGCAUAGAUGGUUCACUUGUGCUGUAUGAUGAGGCCUUGGGUGUAACGCACAUUGUAAAAGCUGCUUUUAUUCCUUCCACAAUAUCAUGGCACCCGGAUGGUGGAAUAUUUGUCAUAGCAAAUGAACGCUGUCAGUUUCAAAUCCUUGAUGCUGCUCUGGCUACUUUAAAGCAACAACUUCUGAGUGAAGAUGUCACCCAAAGCAAUCUUUUGGAUAUCACAUCUUAUUUUCGACUUCAGCCAACUCUCAGAACAAUGAAAUGGAAUAAGAAAGCGGAAACAAAUUAUUAUGGUGAAAAGUUUGCAGUUUCAGAUUGUUUACUACUCCUGUUAUUUGAAAGAGGACCAAUUGCAUCAUUACGCUAUGUGGGUGGUGGUGGCUUAUCUGGAGACAUUCACAGUACUGGUGGAUUUACUUUUGAUUCGUUAGUAGUGCAGUACUUGUGGUCAAAUAAUGUAGAUAAAGCAAUAAAUUUGCUCUCGACUCUGAACUGGGAUAUUGCUGGCAGCACUUGCUUGUCCUGCUUACAACGCAUAGUGAAUCAUCUCUUCAAGUUGCCAUUGAACCCUGAUCAUGAAGUUCAAAUUCAAACUGCACUGGGUUGUUUCCACAUGCCCAUUAGACCAAUGUGUCCAGCCACAAUUGAUGAAUUCAAAGCACCAGUCCGUGAUCUGACAAGACGAUUUUUUCAUCUCUUACUGAGGUACAAAUUAUUUGAGAAAGCUUUUAGAUUAGCAAUAGAUCUUAUGGACCGUGACCUUUUUAUGGACAUUCACUACAGUGCCAAACGCACUGGGCAAACAGAAAUUUCUGAAGCAGCUUUCAAAAAGGCUGAGCAGCUCGAUACAAGUUCUUAUACCAGCAGCACAUCAGGGUCAUCACACUCUGAGUGUUCUCGUUCUUCUUGUUCCGAGUGUUCAGACUCACCCAGUGUAGUAUCGGAUUCUGAAGAUCAUGAGCUUGUAGAUGGCUCAAGUAAAUACCAGACUCAGGCAGAAGGAGUUUUAGGAAAAGUUGGAACUGAGAAACAACGGCCUUUCUUGACAACUGAUGUUAAAUCAUUUGAAAAUAAAUCUAAAGUACAACGUCCUCAUCCUCCUUUACCUGUAGUACCUGCAGUGCCAAAUGUUGCUGGGCCAGCUCUUCCUGGAAACCACAGCCUUCCAUAUGAGAUCAGCACUGUUGUGGGAAGCAAACUCUUGUUUUACCCUCCAAUAUGGGAAAGAAAUUCUCCUGGUCCCUUAAAUAUGACUGACGGAAAUGAAUCACUCUACUACAGUCCUAAAGACGUUCCCAAAUCUGUCAAUGAAAAAGUUUUGACAUCUUCUCUUCCGCUUCGUUCAGUGGGAAUUUCAAACGAACGUCCAAAAGUGAAAUUCUGUGAUACAGUUACACAGAUAAUGCUUCCAGAUCGACUGCAUACUUUGCCUGAGGAAGAGGAAGAGCCCCAUGCUUCUUCUCCAUUUCCAAAUGUUAAACCUGACUUGUUGAAAAGUGACAGUGCUUUACUGCAUGAAACUCCCCAGCCUCCGCAUUUCAGUUUUACUCACUCUGCUAAUUCAGUGGGCAUUCCCCUUGUGCCUCCAUCACAGCCUCGCUUGGGGCUUCCUGACAGGAGGCAUUUUGAUCUCAGGGACUCCCUAUUGCCCAGCCACUCGCUUCAGAGGCCUUCCCCCAACUUCAAACCUGCUGUGGCCAGUUCUGCCAUGAUCUGGGCUUCAGGAACUAAUCCAGGAAGGGUAACAACAUCUCAAGGCUUUCACACAUCAAAGACUUCCAUUGGGUCUGGUCCAUCGUCGCUGCCUUUCCAUAAAAUCGUGACUGAUGAAUUGACCCAAGGUAGAGCUAAUUUGAAGCCUGCGGUUUUGGGCAAGUUUGAAUACACCUUGAACCACAGGAAGGAAACCGGGCAAAAUGAUUCUUUAAAUACUGAGGAACUGUCGGCCUUGUUGCCUGGGUCAAGAAAACCACUGUCAUCUGGCACGAAUGCCUUUGAAAGAAAUCUUCACCCUACCUCCUUGGUCAAUGGAUCUGACAAAAGUAUUUCUGUUGAGAAUGACUACUUUAUCAACUACAAUAAUUCUGUCCAUGACUUAUCUGAAGAAGAAGAAAACAAUGGCUCCAUCAAAAUUGUGCAUUUUGGUGUUGUGUGAAAACCUAUGUUAUUUAUUAGGCACCAAGUAACCCUAUAUUUGAACUAUUGUCACUAAAAAUUAUUCCCUUUGCUGAUAAUGUUAUGUGUAUGGGACUUCUUAUUUAAUGAAAGUAUUAAUCGAUGUUAUUUGAUUGUAAUAUUUAUUGACAUGCAAUUCUCUUGUUUGAGUAUUGGCUCUCCUCUUGUGCCAUAGAGAUAAUGGUAUACUAAUGGUUUUAUUGUGACAUUUAUUUUGACCUAUUUUUCUAUGAAAAAUCUUACAUCAUGUGCCUGUAUUGUCAGCAAUUUUGUUGCUGUCUAUGUGAUUCUCUUUCCGUCCAUUUUAAGUAGAAAAGCUUAAAAUUGUUAUCUUAUUUUAAGAAGUGUGUGUAUAUUGUGAUAUAUUGAUGUUCUGGAGAGAUUUUACCUCUAUUUUAUAGAAAAUAUAUAUUUUUUGUACAUAGAUUACGUUACGCUCAACUAAUGUCGGUACGGUUCAGCUCAAAUAAACAGAAAAGUAUUAUUUUUAAACUCA
Messenger RNA from Thrips palmi, 3916 nucleotides. It is a transcript of the gene frtz, whose product is annotated as WD repeat-containing and planar cell polarity effector protein fritz homolog. Gene Ontology annotation, cellular component: axonemal basal plate. Gene Ontology annotation, biological process: establishment of protein localization; cilium organization; nervous system development. The record is from RefSeq and is a predicted model, not a curated record. Gene Ontology annotation, molecular function: protein binding. The transcript has 16 exons. Lineage: Eukaryota; Metazoa; Arthropoda; Insecta; Thysanoptera; Thripidae. The coding region runs from base 293 to 3400 and encodes 1035 amino acids.